GCUAAGCCCUCCUUUCACUACUGUUUCCUCCUCCCUUUUUCAUCACUUCUCAUCUUAUUAUUGCCUUCACUUCACUGUGACUUACAUCACUUUCCCAUGGCUUCACCUUGUAGCAGUAGCAGAUCUAGAACCUGCCUUCUUCAUGGAAUCCAAGUUUCAAUCACUGUGGCUUUCAUCUUUUCCCUCACACUUCUACUUCUUCUACCUGCCAAAUCAGGGUUGUUGCAGGGCACAGAGAGGGAUGUAGAGGAAAGUGGUAAGGUGAUAGGGUCUAAGCCACCUAGUUGUGUGAAUAAAUGCAUGAAGUGUAGGCCGUGCUUGGCUACACUGGUGGCUCCUGAUCACCAGAGGAAGAAGGAGGAGGGUUUCAAAGUGUCGUCUCGUGGGGAAGAUGAUGAUACCUACUAUUUGCUUUCAUGGAAAUGUAGCUGUGGGAAUAAGCUGUUUCAUCCUUGAUUCAAUCAUCUCUGUCUCUCUCUCUCUGUCUCUCUCUCUCGUUAUCAUUAAUUCUCAUUUACAGAACUAGAGAAAGCAGAGUGGACGCUUAGUGUAGUUGGAGUUUCUGGCAUUUUUCAG
This is a messenger RNA of Prosopis cineraria, 576 nucleotides long. Its product is annotated as EPIDERMAL PATTERNING FACTOR-like protein 8. Gene Ontology annotation, biological process: guard cell differentiation; stomatal complex development. Bases 97 to 456 code for a protein of 119 amino acids. The transcript is spliced from 2 exons. The record is from RefSeq and is a predicted model, not a curated record. Lineage: Eukaryota; Viridiplantae; Streptophyta; Magnoliopsida; Fabales; Fabaceae.